AUGAAACCCAAAAACUCUUCGAUUUCCAACGACCGCGAGCCCUGCAAGACGACCGCCGCCUCCUCCGCGCAUGCAAGGCCAAACCGGAAGUCCACCGCUUCCUCUGCCAUGGUGAUGAAACCUAAUGGGAAGUCUGCUGUUUCGUCUGUUAUUCUGAAGAAACCAAACGCCUCUACCGCUGUCUCCUCCGCGCAUGACGUUCAAGUGAUGUUCUUCAGAGAUGUGUCUCUCGGCCCAACAGAAGCGGUCUUGAGGUUUCGACUGGUUCAUUUCUGGGAGGCUCGAAAUCCAAACACAAAAACCCUCAUUGGACAGGAGAUGAUCCUAAUCGAAGAAGAGGGAACGGUUAUUCAAGGUUUUGUUCCAGCGGGGCGGGUUGGGACAUAUGAGCUGGAACCAGGUUCUGUUUAUAAACUGGGGAAUUUUUUCGGCUCGAGAAACAAAGCCUUGUAUCGGGUUACGGAUCAUAGUGCCACCGUUACGUUCGCUUGGAAUACUGAAUUAAAGAUUCUUGAUAACCCUCUGGUUUCAAUUCACGAAGAUAGGUUCAGGUUCCAUAGCUACGAGGAGUUUCAGGCUAACUGUGACCGCAAACUGGUGAAUGGACAGACUAUCACUGAGCAUACGGUCCUCGACGAAGUUGACAUAUCAGAUAAGCGACAUCUAUGUGUUCAUGUUCAGACACAUGACGGACCAGUGAUGAAGCUCUAUCUAUGGGACAAUGCCGCAUCUGACUUCUGCGUGAAAUUCAAAUCUUAUGGAAGCACUCCGAGUGUUCUGUUGGUCACCACAGUAAACCCUAAACAUCUUGGAGGUAAGCAUUUUCUAAACAGCAGGAUUAAGUCACUGCUGAGCUCCAACUCAGAUAUUGCUAAUAAGAUUAAUGCAGAGGUUAUUACUAAGCCUGAGACAGCGACUCUAGAGGAGCUUUUCGCCUACAUCAAGCAGGAAACUGCUAAGGUUGCUUGGUUUGAAUGCACAACAACUAUAGAUGAUGUUGUUCAAGGUUCUCCUUGGUACUAUAUUUCAUGCGGUGGGUGUAAUAGUAAGGCAGUCAAAGGGCCUACUUCACUGAUUUGUAACAACAAGAAAUGUGGGAAAAGUAUUGUUACAGGGGUAGCUCAAUACCUCACGAGGAUUUCGGUUUAUGAUAAGAGUGAACAUGCUGUUUUUGUCGUUCUUGGUGAUGCCGGUAAAGAGUUGCCUGGGAAGCAUGCAUCAAAGUUAGUUGCCAGUUACUUUGAGACCAAAGAGGGUGUAGAAGCUGAUCAAUGCGUGCCGGUGCCGCAAGCUCUCCUUGAUACGAUAGGGCACACUUAUAAAUUCAUUGUGAAAGUCUCAGAUCAUAAUUUGUCAGAGAAGACUCAAACCAUAACUGUCACAAAGAUAUUCCCACCAGAAGCUCCACAACCUAUAGCUCUUGGAAGAACACGCUGUUCCAACAACGUCUGGUGA
Brassica napus (rape) is the source of this 1455-nucleotide messenger RNA. RefSeq lists its product as uncharacterized. Lineage: Eukaryota; Viridiplantae; Streptophyta; Magnoliopsida; Brassicales; Brassicaceae. The record is from RefSeq and is a predicted model, not a curated record. Bases 1 to 1455 code for a protein of 484 amino acids. Gene Ontology annotation, molecular function: single-stranded telomeric DNA binding; damaged DNA binding. Gene Ontology annotation, biological process: meiotic cell cycle; DNA replication; telomere maintenance via telomerase. Gene Ontology annotation, cellular component: nucleus; DNA replication factor A complex. The transcript has 8 exons.